Messenger RNA from Scleropages formosus (Asian bonytongue), 6754 nucleotides. Its product is annotated as disco-interacting protein 2 homolog C. The record is from RefSeq and is a predicted model, not a curated record. The transcript has 39 exons. NCBI's taxonomy places the organism in Eukaryota, Metazoa, Chordata, Actinopteri, Osteoglossiformes, Osteoglossidae. The coding region runs from base 412 to 5205 and encodes 1597 amino acids.
CACGUGGGUGUGACAGCCGGAGCGGAGCGGAGAGAGCCGCAGACGGGCGCCGUGAAGCAGGAGCAGGAGGAGGAGGAGGAUCGAGAUCCACGAGGAGGAGGAGGAGGACGACGAGCAGCAGCAGCAGCAGGAACUGGGGGCUGAUCGCUGGACGCUGGAGCUCCGCACUGACCGCCUGCAUCACGGCACCGCUCAUCGCUACAGAACGCAGAGCAAUGGCGGGGCUCCGCUGACGGAGAACAAAACACCCCCCCCCCCCUGCCUCCUCCCCCUCUUCCCUCCCUCCCCCGUACCAAGAUACCUCCUCCGGAGUCCCUCGGUCGGCUGUCCUUUCUGUCCGUGUGGACGGCGCUCGGAGUCGGAGGCUGGACAGAGCGAGAAAAGAGAGGCGCCGUGUUGUAAAGAGACGGAAUGGCGGACCGCGAUACUCUGCCCCUUCCUCUGGAGGUUCGAGCCCGGCUGGCAGAACUGGAGCUCGAGCUGUCCGAAGGUGACAUCACACAGAAAGGAUAUGAGAAGAAACGGUCCAAGCUGAUUGGCGCCUACCUGCCCCAACCCUCAGGGGUGGAGCAGCCCAUGGCCCCUGACCGCCGCACUGCCAUUGGCUCAUCCUCCUCCCGGUAUCACCGGCGGCGAUCGUCUGGGUCCCGAGACGAGAGAUACAGAUCAGAUGUGCACACGGAGGCGGUGCAGGCAGCCCUGGCGAAACACAAAGAGCGCAAGAUGGCAGUGCCGAUGCCCUCCAAACGGCGCUCGUUGGUGGUGCAGACCUCCAUGGAUGCGUACACUCCUCCAGGUGAGCCAGACACGUCGUCAGGCUCGGAGGAGGAGGGUUGCCUUCCCGGGGGGGGCACGCCCAGCUCUAGCCAGGGCAGCAUCAGCAUGGAGCACUGGAUCAGCCGUGCCAUUCACGGCUCGACGCCUUCCUCCACCACGUCCUCGUCCUCCACGCAGAGCGGGGGCAGCGGAGCGGCUGGCCGCCUGGCUGAUGUCAUGGCGCACGCGCACGUUGGCCCGAUAGCGCACCUUUCGCUGAGGAGAAAAACGGUACCUGGCCCGCUCGAGAACGGGAACUCGUUCCGACGCUCCUGCGAAUUCGGAUCUGAGCUCGUCUGGCCGCCACCACUGGAGUCGGAGGAGAACCACUCGGCACCCCCAGAUGUGACCACGUACACCUCUGAGCACAGCACCCAUGUGGAGAGGCCACAGGUGUCCACAGUCCCUCGAUCAACGCAAAAAUAUGGCAAUGCAGAGCUUAUGGAGACUGGAGAUGGAGUUCCAGUCAGCAGCAGAGUGUCGGCCAAAAUCCAGCAGCUGGUGAACACACUGAAGCAGCCCAAGCGACCUCCGCUCAGGGAGUUUUUCGUUGAUGAUUUUGAGGAGCUCCUGGAAGUUCAGCAACCAGAUCCCAACCAGCCCCGUCCUGAGGGUGCCCAGAUGUUGCCCAUCAGGGGGGAGCAGCUUGGUGUAGUGACCAACUGGCCUCCUUCCCUGGAGGCAGCACUGCAGCGCUGGGGCACAAUCUCCCCCAAGGCCCCCUGCCUCACCACCAUGGACACCAACGGCAAGCCGCUCUACAUUCUUACCUAUGGGAAGCUGUGGACGCGGAGCAUGAAGGUGGCCUACAACAUCCUCCACAAGCUGGGCACCAAGCAAGAGCCCAUGCUCAGGCCAGGAGACCGGGUGGCGCUCGUCUUUCCAAACAAUGACCCAGCUGCCUUCAUGGUGGCAUUCUAUGGCUGCCUGCUGGCGGAGGUGGUGCCGGUGCCAAUUGAGGUACCGCUCACAAGGAAGGAUGCCGGGAGCCAACAAAUUGGCUUCCUGCUGGGCAGUUGUGGAGUCACCGUGGCCCUGACCAGUGAUGCCUGCCACAAGGGCCUGCCCAAAAGUGCCACCGGGGAGAUCCCUCAGUUCAAAGGUUGGCCAAAGCUCCUCUGGUUUGUCACCGAGUCCAAGCACCUGUCCAAGCCUCCUCGGGACUGGUUCCCGCAUAUUAAAGAUGCAAACAGUGACACAGCUUACAUUGAGUAUAAGACUUGCAAGGAUGGGAGUGUGCUGGGGGUAACGGUCAUGAGGAUUGCUAUGCUCACCCACUGCCAGGCCCUCACUCAGUCCUGUGGAUACACAGAAGCGGAAACCAUCGUCAAUGUCCUGGACUUCAAGAAGGAUGUGGGCUUGUGGCAUGGGAUCCUCACAAGCGUUAUGAACAUGAUGCAUGUGAUCAGUGUCCCUUACUCACUGAUGAAGGUCAAUCCGUUGUCAUGGAUACAGAAAGUAUGCCAGUACAAAGCGAAAGUGGCUUGUGUGAAGUCGAGGGACAUGCACUGGGCAUUGGUGGCCCACCGAGACCAGCGGGAUAUCAACCUGAGCUCACUGCGCAUGCUGGUGGUGGCUGACGGCUCCAACCCCUGGUCCAUCUCGUCGUGUGACGCCUUCCUCAACGUCUUCCAAAGCAAGGGUCUCCGGCCAGAGGUCAUCUGCCCCUGUGCCAGCUCCCCUGAGGCACUGACCGUGGCCAUCAGGAGGCCCACGAACGACAGUAACCAGCCCGCUGGGAGAGGUGUGCUGUCCAUGCAGGGGCUGAGCCACGGGGUCAUCAGGGUCGACUCGGAGGAGCGACUGUCGGUCCUCACCGUGCAAGAUGUGGGAACCGUCAUGCCAGGAGCGCUGCUCUGUGUGGUCAAGCCAGAUGGGGUCCCUCAGCUGUGCCAAACGGAUGAGGUCGGAGAGCUGUGCGUGUGCUCCAUCGCCACAGGAAUGUCGUACUACGGCCUCUCCGGCAUGACGAAGAACACUUUCGAGGUGUUUCCCACCAGCAGCACGGGGGCACCCGUCAGCGAAUAUCCCUUCGCUCGAACCGGCCUGCUGGGCUUUGUGGGUCCCGGGGGCCUCAUCUUCAUCACAGGCAAGAUGGAUGGGCUGAUGGUGGUAAGCGGCCGGAGGCACAAUGCUGACGACAUUGUCGCCACGGCGCUCGCAGUCGAACCCAUGAAGUUCGUCUAUAGGGGAAGGAUUGCUGUGUUCUCAGUCACCGUGCUACACGAUGAGCGCAUUGUUGUCGUGGCUGAGCAGAGGCCCGAUUCCACAGAAGAGGACAGUUUCCAGUGGAUGAGUCGUGUGCUGCAGGCGAUCGACAGCAUCCAUGGGGUUGGUGUUUUCUGCCUGGCCCUCGUACCAGCCAACACCCUCCCUAAAACACCGCUGGGGGGCAUCCACCUGUCGGAGACCAAGCAGCUCUUCCUAGAGGGCUCUCUGCACCCCUGCAACGUGCUCAUGUGCCCCCACACCUGCGUGACGAACCUGCCGAAACCGAGGCAGAAGCAGCCGGAGAUUGGACCCGCCUCUGUGAUGGUGGGGAACCUGGUGUCAGGAAAGCGAAUUGCCCAGGCCAGUGGUCGCGACCUCAGUCAGAUGGAGGACAAUGACCAGGCAAGGAAGUUCCUCUUCCUGUCUGAGGUGUUACAGUGGCGAUCCCAGACCACCCCGGACCACGUGCUCUUCACCCUCCUCAGCUCUCGAGGUGCCAUCACCAACUCGCUCACCUGCUUGCAGCUGCAUAAGCGGGCAGAGAAGAUCGCCGCCCUACUGGCCGAACGGGGUCACCUGCAGGACGGAGACCACGUGGCGCUGGUCUACCCCCCAGGGUUGGAUCUCAUCGCUGCCUUCUACGGGUGCUUGUACGCGGGCUGUGUGCCCAUCACCGUGCGGCCUCCGCACCCCCAGAACAUUGCCACCACCCUGCCCACAGUGAAGAUGAUCGUGGAGGUGAGUCGUUCGGCCUGCGUCAUGACGACACAGGUGAUCUGCAAGCUGUUGCGGUCAAAAGAGGCGUUGGCUGCCGUGGACAUCAGAACCUGGCCCCCUGUACUGGACACAGAUGAUUUGCCAAAGAAGAAGCCUCCCCAGCUCUACAAACCCUCGAACCCUGACACACUGGCCUACCUGGACUUCAGCGUGUCCACUACGGGAAUGCUUGCUGGAGUGAAGAUGUCCCAUGCUGCCACCAGUGCCUUCUGCCGUUCGGUGAAGCUGCAGUGCGAGCUGUACCCGUCCCGCGAGGUCGCCAUCUGCCUGGACCCCUACUGCGGCCUGGGCUUUGUGCUCUGGUGCCUCUGCAGUGUGUACUCGGGGCACCAAUCCAUCCUGAUCCCUCCUUCAGAGCUGGAGGUGAACCCAGCGCUGUGGCUCCUGGCGGUCAGCCAGUACCGGGUGCGGGACACCUUCUGCUCCUACUCUGUCAUGGAACUGUGCACCAAAGGCCUGGGGCUUCAGACGGAGUCGCUCAAGUCCCGGGGCCUGGAUCUGUCCCGCGUGAGGACGUGCGUGGUGGUGGCCGAAGAGAGGCCCAGGAUAGCCCUAACGCAGUCCUUCUCCAAGCUCUUCAAAGACCUGGGGCUCCACCCUCGCGCCGUCAGCACGUCCUUUGGCUGCAGGGUCAACCUGGCCAUCUGCCUGCAGGGCACCUCGGGACCAGACCCAACCACUGUGUACGUGGAUAUGAGGGCCCUCAGACAUGACAGGGUGCGUCUGGUGGAGAGGGGGUCACCGCACAGCCUGCCUCUCAUGGAGUCGGGAAAGAUUUUACCUGGAGUCCGAAUCAUCAUCGCCAACCCUGAGACCAAGGGACCGCUGGGGGAUUCGCACCUUGGGGAGAUCUGGGUGCAGAGUGGCCACAACGCCAGCGGCUACUUCACAGUCUACGGCGAUGAGUCGCUGCAGUCGGACCACUUCAGCUCCCGUCUCAGCUUCGGGGACACGCAGACCGUGUGGGCGCGAACGGGAUACCUGGGCUUCCUGCGGAGGACCGAGCUCACAGACGCCAGUGGAGACCGCCAUGAUGCCCUCUAUGUAGUGGGUGCUUUGGAUGAGGCCAUGGAGCUCAGGGGGAUGAGGUAUCACCCCAUCGACAUUGAGACGUCUGUCAUCCGAACGCACAAGAGCAUCACAGAAUGCGCUGUGUUUACGUGGACCAAUCUACUGGUGGUGGUGGUGGAGCUGGAUGGUUCAGAGCAGGAGGCGCUGGACCUGGUGCCGCUCGUGACCAACGUGGUUCUCGAGGAGCACUACCUGAUCGUGGGUGUGGUUGUGGUCGUGGACGUGGGCGUCAUCCCCAUCAACUCGCGUGGCGAGAAGCAACGCAUGCAUUUGCGUGACGGUUUCCUGGCCGACCAGCUGGACCCCAUCUACGUGGCCUACAACAUGUAGCCCUGCUCCUCGCUGGCCAUUUUUCGAAGACCGGAGAAGGAAAACAAAGGAGCGCGAGACAGUGAGCUGAAAGCUGCGAAAAUGCUUCUCUGAAACGAGGACGGACGGCUGGGUCCGUGUUGCACUUGACCUUCACACACUUUUAGCUCCUGGAAGGGAAACAAACCCCACUGUACAACACCUUUCUUGCUUAUUUGGGUAUUGCUUUUAAGUGCGUGUUGCUCUAUAUUUUCAUGUCACAUAUUCAAACAUUUUUUUAAUCUGUCCUCUAAGAGAAUCAGUUCCACCGCAGUACAAGAAACUGGAGGGAAAGUGGUGACGGCGUGGGUACGAGCAGGCGGGAAACGGAGCCAUUUAAUAGCUCGCUUUGGACUGACUGGACGCGUUGGGGAGGCGGCGGCGACGACCCUAAAUUCUGACUGACGCUGACGGAACCGCGUGGGGGUGUUUUCCACGUGGGCUGGGAUUCGGAUCGAUCGUCGAUUAGGUGCGCUCGGUCUUCGUCGGCGACUUUGCGGGCGAACCGUGCCCGAAAAGCCGAAAUCCAGGACAAGGCCUACAGGUACGCGCCACCGACGCCACGCACGCUACGGCCGAGCAGUAACGGCGCAGCGGCGGGUCUCUCGUCUCGGAUCAAGAGGCGGUCCUGCUGGAGAUGUAGGGCCGCCACCAAAAAGACCAACCUUUAUAAAUUGAACCCGUAAAGAAAAUGCGUACAAGUUUGUUUACACUUGAGCUUUUAGUGACAAGUUUGUUUUUUUCCUGUUUUCAAAGAUGUCUUAGUUUUUGUUGGAAGCAUUGAUGAUGUCAAUCCCCAAUAAAAGAGGUGUUUUUUCCUAUUUCUGAAAAAUACUGUGCACAUAAUUUUGCUAUGUCUUGUUGCGUAAUUUCCGUCCCGCAUUGGAAAUUGACUGUGUGUGUGUGUGUGUGUGUGUGUGUGUGUGUGUGUGUGCGUGUGCGUGUGUGUGUAUGCGUGCGUGGUGUCUGUAAAUACUGUUGGUAACAAAACCAUUUUUUGUAUGGUGCAGAUGUGUAUGAACCUGUUUUGUAAGCACUAUUAAAAGUAUUCCACUUUUAUAGGAACCUGUUUGGCCUGAAAUCACACAUCCAUGUGCAGUAAGAUCAUGUGUGAAAGUGCUUGUAAUGUUGCUCGUGUCCUCCAGCUUUAAGCCGUGCGUUUCGCCGCGUCCCACACGAAACCUCUUCGCUGCGAUCGACUCAGGAGCCCCGCAUGACAAUUGCCAACGUUGGGUGGAGCUCAUGGUCUGCCAGCGUUGCUGAAAAAUGUAUUUUUUUGUGUGCCCGGACGGCGCUUUGAACGUCUGCGUACAUGUUGUGUGUAAAAAGCUUCUUUUCCCAACUGUCAUUUGUGCUGUUUUUGUGUGCACUGUUUUUUGUGAUUGUUCUUUGACACAAAGGAAACACCUUUUUCAACUGUCAGUGGAAUUAGCAAUAAAAAACAAUCCUGGGAUCCAUACUGUACAUAAAACCAUGUAAAUGUACACAAGUGAUUGUUUAGUAACCUAGUACUUAAAGUUGAGGUCAAAAA